Molecule: messenger RNA, 1472 nt
Organism: Acanthoscelides obtectus
Lineage: Eukaryota; Metazoa; Arthropoda; Insecta; Coleoptera; Chrysomelidae
Source: the annotation of a GenBank genome assembly
GCCAUUCUUCUAAUUCUUGCUUUAUGGUUUCCUCAUUCUAUGGCAUUGACAGACAACUUACCAUCUUGUCAAUUAUUUGUUUUGAUUUUCAGUUGUGGCAAUGUGGAUGAUUUUCAUCAUUUUCAUUAUUGGUGGUGAUUAAAACAAAGAGAACAUUACUGUCUGGCUUGGCAAAACAUUGUUUAUAAUAUAUAUAUAUAUAUUUUUGUGCCUGCAUCAUAUUUUUCGGUACAAACAUGUAUAUUCCAAAUUUCCUAUUCGCAUUAGCACUGCUUUUUGUUGCCCAUGCAGAGACCAGUGUAGAAGAGGAAAACGAUGAAAACAACAGGUAUAACAUCGAAGGGCGCAUUUUCCCACUGUCCGACUACCAUACAACUCAAGCCAAUUGGCAAGCUAACACCAGAGUCCACGUGAAUGGAGGAGAAUAUCUUGGCUUCGUUAAACGAGAUGGCUCAUUUGUAGUACACAACUUACCUGCUGGAUCUUAUGUUGUGGAGGUGUUUAAUCCAGAGUAUACCUUUGAGCCUGCAAGAGUCGAGAUCAACUCCAAAGGAAAGUUUAGAGCAAGGAAGGUUAAUCAUAUCAGAACUUCUGAGGUCAUUGUGGUACCUUACCCAUUGAGGAUGAAAGCAUUAGGUAAAACAAGAUAUUUCCAAGUACGAGAGCAAUGGAGGAUAACAGAUCUUCUCUUCAACCCAAUGGUGAUGAUGAUGGUACUUCCAUUGCUUUUUAUCAUGGUUCUGCCCAAAAUGAUGAAUGAUCCAGAUACCAAGAAAGAAAUAGAGCAAAUCCAGAAUAUGGCAAAGUUCGAGUUACCUGAGAUGUCCGAUAUGGUAUCCAAUUUCUUAGCCGGUUCUACUAUGCCUUCAGAGAAGAGUGAGAAGAACCAGGUUUCUGCUAGUAAGAAGAAUGCCAAGACAAGGAAGAGGGUAGAUAAGUAGUUUAAUAAAAAGUACAACUAGAUACAAGAAAUAAUUUAGAUUUGCUUAUUGUCUCUUUUAAGUGAUGUUUUUUCUUAAACAUGUGUGAUUUUUAUAAUAUAAUGCACUGAGUAAUGUGAUAAACACUAUCUUUCAUAAAAGUUAACAUGCAAUAAUUUCUCCAAUAAUUUUUUUCUUUUUAGUUGUGAUAGUUCCAUUGAUUUAAAUUUAAUACCACUUUUGCAGUCAGUGCAUUGUUUAUAUGUUGUUGAUACCUACUUUACUUGUUGAACAAAAUAUACUUCACAUUUUUAUGAUUCAGUGUGUUUUGAUCACCUUCUCACCCAUUUUAACUGAUAAUUACUUCUGUAUGUUGGAACAAGGAUUAGUAUCAUUUGCUUUUGAUUCCAAUAUUGUUUGUAUACUAUUUUUGUUUGUUUGUAUUACUAAUUUUGUACAGUAACUUCAUAUCUAUUUUGGAAUAGUAUAUGUGCAGUGCAUUGUUUUCAUUUUCUUUUGAGAGUAUGAAUAAAAAGAUUUACUAAAAACAUG